Lepisosteus oculatus (spotted gar) is the source of this 2084-nucleotide messenger RNA. It is a transcript of the gene klhl30, whose product is annotated as kelch-like family member 30. NCBI's taxonomy places the organism in Eukaryota, Metazoa, Chordata, Actinopteri, Semionotiformes, Lepisosteidae. The record is from RefSeq and is a predicted model, not a curated record. Gene Ontology annotation, molecular function: protein binding.
AGAUGGUGCCACCCUCAAGUUCUACCAACAAUUUGCUUGUCCUCCAAAUCACUUACUCAAGAUGUAAAGUUGCCUCCAUUCAUCUCUCAGAAUCUUUUUAACAAGCUUUGGCGGUAGUCGCUGGUCACAGAGAAGGAAGCCAUGGUGCGCAAUGUGGACGACCUGGACUUUUGCCUUUCCUCACAUCCACAGAGCAUCCUGGAUGGACUGCGCUCACUGUGCUCCCACCCCAAGCUCUUUGACGUGACGCUGAGCGCUGGGGGGCGCGAGUUCCCCUGUCACCGCAGCGUCCUGGCCCUCUGCAGCCUCUACUUCCGAACCAUGUUCUCGGGCAACUUUGUGGAGAGCAUUGCCGCCCGUGUGGAGCUGCACGACGUUGACCCUGACGUCCUGGCCACCCUCCUUGACUUCGCAUACACGGGAAAGCUCACCAUCAACCAGGGCAACGUGGAGGGCCUUAUCCGCACCUCUAGCCAGUUGCAGUUUGGGGCAGUCCGUGCCGUCUGCAGCCGUUACCUCCAGCACCAGAUUGAUGCCACCAACUGCCUAGGUAUCCUGGAAUUUGGGGAGACACAUGGCUGCCCGGAGGUAGUGGCCAAAGCCAGUGGGUUCCUCGUGGAGAACUUUGAGGCCGUGGCCCAGGAAGAAGAAUUCCUGCUGCUGAAGAUGGAGAGGCUGGUGAGCUGCCUCUCGGAGGACAGGCUCCAGAUAAGGGAUGAGCGCAGUCGGGUGGAGGCAGCCCUCAGCUGGGUAAGGAAAGACGAGGCCACUCGCCUCCCCCACCUCCCAGAGCUGCUGAGACUGGCCCGGCUGUCUCUCCUGCCCCGGGAAUACCUGACUGACAUCCUCCUGAAGGACAGCCUCGUCCAGCAGUGUCAAAGUUGCAGGGAGGCUGUGGAAAAGAUCCACAGAGAGUUGGAGAUGGGUCCAGGAGACGUACCGCAUGGUAAACCCCACAAUCCCCAGCCCAACCUGCAGGAGGUGCUCUUUGUGAUAGGGGGGCGAUCUCUGGAUGACUCAGAUGAUGAGGAUGAGGAGGAACAGGUGGAAGGGAGAGUAAUGAGGCCUGCGCACAGGAACACAGCCUUCUAUAACACAAAAACCAGCCAGUGGACUCUGCUCCCUGACUUCCCAGACUACAACAAGUGGGGUUUUUCUGUGGUCUCCUUGAACAAUGAUGUGUACGUCACAGGAGGCUCCAGGGGCUCUCGUACCAACACAUGGUCGACCACCCACACCUGGAAGUACAUCACGCGGGAGGGGAAGUGGGUGAUGACUGCUCCCAUGCUGAGGCCCAGGACCAAUCAUGCCUCAGCUGCACUGAAUGGAGAGAUAUAUGUCAUUGGAGGCACUAGUAUGGAUUUUGUGGAGGUGGAACACUAUGAUCCUUAUAGUGACAGCUGGGCUCUCACUGGGCCCACUUUGAAAUACGUCACUAACUUCACUGCCACUGGCUGUCUGGGCAAGCUGUACGUCAUUGGCUCUUGCGCAGUCAAAUACAACGCUCUCACUCUUCAGUGCUACAAUCCUGUAACAGAUGGAUGGAGUAUCAUUGCCUCUCCCUUCAUCCCCAAAUACUUGUCAGCCCCUCGCUCUGUCUCUGUGGACGGAGUCAUUUACCUGAUAGGGGACAACACCAAAAAGAUGUACACAUAUGACCCUGAGGCCAACAUGUGGCAGAAGGUCCAGCUUCUUCACACCCUCCACGAGAAUGGCAGCCUGGUGGUGCUGGGCGGACAGCUGUAUGUGACAGGUGGGCACUGGAAAGGAAUGGAGGGGGAGUAUCGGGUGGAGAUGGAGGUAUACAACUGUGCCUCCAACGCCUGGCAUGUGGAGAGCUUCCUGCCCAGGCUCUGGUUCUACAGUGGCUCCUGCGCCAUCUUUCUAGACCCCUCUCCAUGGACAGAGCCUUUUCCAGCUGAUGAGACCUAGAGGAUGAGCUCAUCUUUGGCAAGAACCUGCGCCAGAAUCCGUGCUGAGCGAUGCUGUGGUUGUAUCACAUUUGUCGAUUCCACCAUUUAUUUUGUGAGAUUAUAAACAUUUUGCUUGCAUUAAAGGGACAACACCUAAUGGAUUAUUUAGAA